Molecule: messenger RNA, 10531 nt
Organism: Rhea pennata
Lineage: Eukaryota; Metazoa; Chordata; Aves; Rheiformes; Rheidae
Gene: PPM1L
Product: protein phosphatase, Mg2+/Mn2+ dependent 1L
Exons: 4
Coding region: 62-1144 (360 amino acids)
Biological process (GO): positive regulation of canonical NF-kappaB signal transduction; positive regulation of canonical Wnt signaling pathway; negative regulation of canonical NF-kappaB signal transduction
Cellular component (GO): nucleus; cytosol
Molecular function (GO): cation binding; protein serine/threonine phosphatase activity
Source: RefSeq, a predicted model, not a curated record
GCCCCGGCAGCCGUCGGGGCGCGCGUUGCACGCUGUGGGGGAUACCCGCUCUCGAUAAUAAAUGAUAGAGGAUACCAUGACUCUGCUGUCUCUGCUGGGUCGGAUCAUGCGUUACUUCUUGCUUAGACCGGAGACCCUGUUCUUGCUGUGCAUCAGCCUGGCCCUGUGGAGUUAUUUCUUCCACACGGAUGAGGUGAAAACCAUCGUCAAGUCCAGCAGGGACGCGGUGAAGAUGGUGAAGGGCAAGGUGGCCGAGAUCAUGCAGAACGACAGGCUGGGGGGGCUGGACGUGCUGGACGCGGAGUUCUCCAAGACCUGGGAGUUCAAGAGCCACAACGUGGCCGUCUACUCCAUCCAAGGCCGGCGGGACCACAUGGAAGACCGGUUUGAAGUCAUCACCGACCUGGUGAACAAGACGCACCCCUCCAUCUUCGGGAUAUUUGACGGGCACGGAGGAGAGUCAGCAGCAGAAUAUGUGAAGUCCCGUCUGCCUGAAGUCCUGAAACAACAUCUGCAAGACUAUGAGAAAGACAAGGAGAACAGUGUGCUGUCUUACCAAACCAUUCUGGAACAGCAGAUUUUAUCAAUUGAUCGAGAAAUGCUGGAAAAAUUGACUGUAUCCUAUGACGAAGCAGGUACAACCUGUUUGAUUGCACUACUGUCGGAUAAAGAACUCACAGUGGCCAACGUUGGUGAUUCGCGGGGAGUCUUGUGCGACAAGGAUGGAAAUGCUAUCCCCUUGUCCCAUGAUCACAAACCCUACCAGCUGAAGGAGAGGAAGAGGAUUAAAAGAGCUGGUGGCUUCAUCAGCUUUAACGGCUCCUGGCGUGUUCAGGGGAUCCUGGCCAUGUCCCGUUCGCUAGGAGAUUAUCCUCUGAAGAACCUGAACGUCGUAAUUCCUGACCCUGAUAUUCUCACCUUUGAUCUGGACAAACUGCAGCCAGAGUUCAUGAUCUUGGCCUCGGAUGGUCUGUGGGAUGCCUUCAGCAACGAGGAGGCUGUCCGAUUCAUCAAGGAACGCUUGGAUGAACCACACUUCGGAGCAAAGAGUAUAGUUCUACAGUCAUUUUACAGAGGAUGUCCUGAUAAUAUAACAGUUAUGGUGGUAAAGUUCAGGAAUAGCAGCAAAACGGAAGAACAGUAAUUCCCAAUGGUUCUCUGCCUCACUCCGAACUUAAAUUUUUGUAUUUUAAACAUAGUAGAAAGCUCUAGUAAAUAUCAUUAAGAUUUUACACAAAAGGAACAGAUCCCUCCGUUUUUUUUUUUUUUUUUUUUUUGCUUAACAAAAGGAGCAAUACAACAAAUACAUCUUGAGUGAUUAUCAUUAACUUUAGUCAUGUUAUUCACAUGUACAUGUCUCCUGUGACCUUGCUGCUCCUUAGAAACUAACUGUAAUCUUCCAUUUCAAACAUUUUUUCAAAUCCUGUGUAGACUUUUGAUUUCUUACCUUUUAUUUCUAAGAGUCAAAGGUUCAUUCAGAUGCACGGCAGGGUCAGGGCAGCGCUGCUGCUUAAUAGCAAGUGAUAGGAAUGAUGCUGCUUUUCACUCAUAGAUGUAACUCUUCAGAAUGAUGCUCUACUGUUUCUUGUCUUACUCUUUUUUAGUUUGUGGUGAUAAGGUUGUAUUGGAAAAGGUUUGUAAUCAUUGGCCUGUCAUUGAUAUGAAGGAGGAAAAGGAGCCAGAUAUUAGCCUGAUACCAUAGAGCUGGCUCUCCUCACUUUGUUUUUUCCCCUCACAUUGAACAAAACCUUGCUAAGCAUGUGAUCAGGUAUUGAAUACCGGAAACCACAUGUUUAUUCAGUCUGUGUAUUACUUUAAAAACAUUUUGGUUUUAACCACGUUGUAUUCAAACCAACUAAUGUUAAACUCCAGCAAAAUGUGGAUGGCUUCUGAAUCAGAAAACUAGUUCUGUCAUUAUAGAAGAAUGCCUGUCAUUCACUGAGAGUUACCCUUGUGUCAGUAUUUUAGCAUGGAAUUUUCAUAGGCAUGAGAAGAAAAUAAUGCAAGAUAAAAUUUCUUUAGUGACUGCUUGGAAAACGAAGCAAAACAAAGCAUUCCUUAGAGCUACUAGAUGGAAAUUGCCUAUUAAAGAUUUCCUAGUACCACUGCAGGUUAAUUUGUAAUGUUAAUCUAGGACAAGACCACUUUAGAACAGAACUUUAGAACAUUUGGCAUAAUGUGUAAAUGCUAGACAGUGUAAUUGCACUGUAGAGAAGGAAAGAUUAGGUUAAGUCUAGGUAAAAUAUUUUGAGAGCUAAUUUUCAAUACUGAAUUGUAUUUUGGAACCUGUGACUAUUUUAAGUUUAAACAAUGACCUUUUGAAUUUGGUAUACAUACGAUAACUUCGUUGGCUGCUUCAUGAUGGAGAGGCUGCAGCAGCAGAGUGACAGGGCAACGUGUGUUACAGGAACAGAGCAAGGGCUGAGUUGGCUGUUAGUGUGCGUUUCAGAUAGCUUGCUUGCCUGCAUUAUGUCUUAUAGUAACAUGACCUUUGGGAUUCCCUCCCCACAGAACUUGGUCCUGGAAGAUCUGCUAAAAUCUCCUGUCUUGAAGGUGAUGGAGGUUUUCGGUAUUUGAGUCCUUAGCUGAAUCAGGGAAAUACUAACUAACAUUGCCUGUUUGUUGGGUAAAGAUACAAGAUUACUUGUGAUUACUUUUUCUCAUUACCACAGCUAUAGCAUUUUCUGGUAAAAUGGUUCAUUUGUCUUUAAAAUACUGUGAUCUGUUGUGGUUCUAUUGAGUAGGUAUGAUGUUUCUGAAGACAAGAAUGAAUGCAAAUUCUGCUUUCCCCUAUUGGAAGGCAUUCCCACAUCAGUCUUUUCUUUUUUGCUUUUAGAUUAUCUCAUUCCUAACAAAUUUCCCUUCUUUAGUUUGUUCUGAGAUAAUCACAAAUCUCAUCUGGUUAUGUUGCUCCUGCCAGUACUACUCAAAAUGUAAAUAUAGCCUCUUCUCAUUCCAGGCUCUCAGUAAAUUCCCUUAACUUCUCUGUAAUACACAAGGCACAGCCUGUACUGAUCCUUACCUGGAAGAUGGAACAUUUGGGAUUUUUUGAAUCACUUGAACAUAAAAAACUGCAUUCAGAGAAUUGCAAAUGUAACUGUGCAGUGAAAUCAAGCAAGUAACAGAAAAUACUAAUAAUUGCAGAGUACUUCAAGUAUUUUAGGUCAGAAUGCUGUGAAAUGAAAACCUUGUGUGAAGUUUUCAUGGGAGUGCUUAAUCACGUACUGAAUAACGCUAGAGCAGCAGUAUCUAAACCGUGCUCCAGGCAGAGCUCUCAGUGCAUGUAGCAUUUGCCUUUGCUUUCUCCUUCAGAGCUGGUAUUUCAGUUGUACUGGCUUCUCCUUGUAGGACACAGCCUGGAUGUUUGUCAAAACAGAUGCCCAGAGAACAAAAGAAUUAGACCUAGCAGUCUGCAGAACUCUAAAGCACAGAGAACUUGUAUAGCAGCAGAGACAUUACUAAUCCUUCACACACGUUUGAGGAGUUGGAAUUGGAACAAUAGGCAGUUCCAAAAAAACCCUACAAACAAAGGCUACUUGAGCGAAAAGAUUAUAGCUGCCACUAAAUCUCUGUGCAGCUCACUUUCUCAAGCUUAGUAAAUAUUGCUCGGGAAUUUGUGCCCUUCUGUUGAGUACAGCUAGCGUUCUGAUUGCUUGGAGCCCUUGAGGUAGAUGGGAGAAUGCGCUGACAGGAGAUGGACACAUACAAAGCCUUGUGGCUGCGUGAGGGAGCUGGGGGGGGGCUUGCUCUGCGAGUAAGCCACACUCAGAGAUUCAAGCUCGUAAUGCAGUGUAAUACAGAACUGUUUUGUAAAUUUGUCUGGUUAUUUAUUCUAGGAUUCAUUUACUUUGUCACUCACAGUUCAGUGCAGUCAGUUACUGAAUCAGACGUUAUUUCAAUCUUUGACUGCAGUUGCAUCACUAGUUGUUUUAGCGCUGUGAAUUUUCCCUUUAACAUUCUCAUUCUUUGUAGUAGCUCCUUUUCUUGGCCAAAGAUACUCAUGCCAAUGAUCUGUGGUAAGGUUGUUGAUUUUUAUUUUUUUAAUUAUUAAAAAGUGAGUUGCAGCUACUUUAGAGUUAAUGAUGGAAAUGACUAAUAGAAAUGACUGGCUUUGGGUAGUCUUCCUUGUACAUGCACAGUGCCUGCCUAGCUCCCAUUACAAGCCUUGUGGUAAGUUUUCUAGUCCAGUUCUAGACCUUCGUAAUUAAAACUUUUCAGUCAUGCUUAGGUGUGCCAAAUUCUGUAGUGAUACUUACAUCUGUUGGAUGACAAGAUUAAGGAGAUGUAUGCGUAGCUUAUGCAACCUGAAUGAUCUAGAGUCUGAUCCUUCAUUGCCUUAAUAUUAAAUCCUACAUCUGGAAAGAGCUGUCAGACACUGCAACCAGAAAUAGCCCCACGUAUGCUAGAGCAGUCUACCAGAAUGUGUUACUGCAUUGGAGAGAAAAUACUUCCUGCAUGCCAUCCUCAGUGCUGCUUUCCUGCCUCAGCACUCUGGAGUCUGAAAAAGGGAGAUGCACUUUGAUCAGUGUCCCACAUACAUCGGAGAAGUCCCUACUUCUUGCCUUAUGUCUUCAUGGAACAAUUCUGUUGUUUAAGCCAGAGUAGCUUUAUCAGUGACACCUGUUCACCAAGUAAGAGCAUCUAAUAGCAAAAAAAGUGCUAUAUUAAGAUGGUGCCAAAAAGUAUCUUCAGUUUGGUCCAAUUUGCAAACCGUACCAUAUAAUCAGUCAUCUCAUCCAGUGCUCAAAUAAGUUGGCUCCACCCAACAGUGGUAUUAUAAAUGAGCAGUUGGGUUUAUAUAGUGCAGUUUUGCACAUAAUAAAGAUACUAAUAUUUAGUAUAUCACUCUGAUUAUAUGCUAGUAUGGUAUUAGAAAGGCUGUUUGUCCAUGUAAUGAAAGGGCUAUAACCUUCAUCAGCUGUAGCACCUUGUACUGUUAAUUGGGAAUCUGGAGUAUGUGUACCAGGCUGGUUAGAUGUGAUCAUAGCUCCGUCUAGUGGCUUAGCACAUUAACUAAGUAAAGCUAAUAGUUGCUCUGUUAGCACAUGUGAAGAAUGCAUGUGAUUUAAGGACUGCAGUCCACUACGAGGUUAAUGCAGGCCCACACUCUCAGGCUGAAUUUUACACUAGUGCGGAAGCAGUGCGGUCUGAACAUGUGCAUGUAUCUAAGAAAUUCAGCUACUCAGCAGCCAAAAAUGUGUGUGAAAGAGUAUGGCAUAUAAUAAUCUUGUCCUGCAUCCCCUGCCACCUUACACACAUGUACACACCCCUGUAUGGGUAUCUUCAAAAAACUGGUGAAUGCAUUUUAAGUAUUGACCAUUUGUUUAUGGAAGCAAAAGGUUUGACGAUGGUGCUUGGAGGAUUCCAGAAUUCAUAGCUAGUCUCAGGGAUGGCAGGAUCUGCUAUUUUAUUUUGUAUAAAAAUGUAUGCCAUUUCUUUUGUUGUGAUACUCAGUGCUAAUAGUCUGGGCAUAUUUAUCCUGUCUUAUACAUGACAUUUUGAGGCCCCUGUUAGCACUGUAGUCCUAAAACUUCUAAAAAGACAGAAUUUCAAAUGAUUGAGUCUGUUUACCAAAUAGAAUGCUUAGAUAAAUAUUACAAAUAAAAUAAAUGCCAUUUAACAUAAUGAAAUAACAUCUACAGGCUUCUGAAGACAAGAUCAGAGCAAAACUACUGUUAUUACAGUAUUAUACCAUUUAAACAUUAGAAUGCAGAGGUUAAUAAAUACACUGGGUUAGCUUGAAGUAACAGUGCAUGCUAAUGCUGCACAAUAUUAAUGCUGUAUCUUGAAAAUAAAGUUUUGUUAUUCAGCUGUCUUUCAGAAUACAUGGCAGUCUUGCUUUAAAUAGUGUUAUAUUGCUAAUGUAUCUAACACAUUUUACAUAAAAAUAUUUAGUAAGUGAUUAUAUUUUAAAAAGCAACUAGGCUUUCAUUUCUAUAGUAGGCUUUUAUGGUUUCAUCUUGAAAUCUGACUGUACAAAACUGAAAUUGCUAGAUUUAAAAAGUUAGAACUUUCAGUUGAAGUUUAACAAUUGUACAGAACAGAGCUGUUACCCUUCAGUGUUGUCAAUGAAUUUGUAAGUUAUUUUUCUAAAUCUGAGAACUCAUAUCCAAUAAGAUAGCUACCUUUAAAUUAAGAAUACUGCUUUAAAUAUUGAAUUACUCAGUUUUAUUUAUAUAGUACUGACUGGCUUAGCUCAGCAGCUAUUUUAAAUAUAGUUUUCCCUUAAGUAACUUGACAUUCUAGGUUAUCAGUUGUCUGCAGUCAUAGAUGAUGUAUUAGAUGUUCUACUGCUAAACAAAAUGUGUGCAGUCAAAGGAACUGAAGCCUGUCUAAAACUAUAAAUACCAAGAUUCACAUCGAGGGACAUUCUUAAGUUUUGAAAUCCUCUUUUAGGAGGAGGUCAGUCCUUUUGUCCAUUCUCCUGAGUCUUUGAGAAGAAAUUUUGAAUUAGUUAACAAUAGGGAAAUAAAGGACUUCCUUCUGUGUUAAAAGACCAAUCCUAUAUUCCCUCAAGCUUAUGGAGAUGCAUUAGUACUUCUGGGGACCUAGACGCUCAGAAAUCUACUUCAGCCUAUGUUCAAAACAGCUGACUAAAAGACUAUGAAUAAUCAGUUACAAUGUUUUAGAAAUCUGAAUGCAGGACUGUCAAACAUUGUUUUUUGGGUAUGCCUAUUGUGUAGUCAGGGGUGCAAAAGUAACUUGGACAAACUUGUACUUUAACUGCACUUGUUUUAGUCUUGGUAAUAAAAGUCAGGAAAUUAUGCCGUGUAGGCUGACAGGCAAGUAUCUGCUCGGCAUCCCCAGCAGGCUUGUCCACACAAAUGUUGGUGUCAUCAUGGUUUCACUGCCCUGUGAAACUAAGUUGGCUGAAAGUAGUGCAAGUCUGCCUCUGUGCCUCUGCAGAUGUACUCACUUGGCUUCGUCUGUUGAUCAGACAAGACUUUCACACGAGAACUGACAGAAGUCCAUGUGUGAUUUAGUAACUUCUCCUUCUGGUAAAAACAAUUCAGUUUAAAAUGUGUUUAAUUGGGAAAAGUUUGUUGGCUGUUUGUAGUUAGUUUCAUUUUGUACUGAAUCACCACAUUGCUCUUUGAUAAACUGUUCUUAUCUGCAUAAGCCAGAUACAAAACUUAGGCAGUGGUUAUUAAUGUUGAAUUUACAAAUUAAGUUCAUUCGUAUAAAACGGGUUUUUAAACCCAUCUACCUUUACCAUGUUGAAUUAUAAUGCAACACUUGCACCUACUUCUACCAAUAGCAACUGUUAAUUUUGUAUGAGGAACAGUUAAAAAAAAAAUACAUGUUGGUAUACUUAGCUACUGCAAAACCAUUUCUGCCUAGUAUUAUUUGUAAGUGCUCUUAAAAAGAUUGAGAAAAUUUGAUUAUGAAAAUGAAGAGUGCAUGUUCAGAAUUCUGUAAGGGCAGUUCAGAGGUUUAUUAAAAGCCUGAACAACAUGAGAGAUAACAAAACCACAAUAUUUAAGUAAGUAAUUUGUCUCACUUAAAGACAACUUCCAUUUAGUUCAACAUUGCUGUAUUAUCUUAGAUAACAGCCUCUUCAGGCUUCUGUUUGUAACACUUUUUUUCACUGAAAGCAAAAGUGUUUUUAAGAUUCUGUCAUUAGUGCCAGCUCAGAGGAGAGUGCACUUUGCUAUUACUUUGAGGACCACCAUGGACAAAAGCAUUACUGUCAGGAGGGGACAGGACAUCAGGCUCAAUGCUAUCUUAGUCUGGAUAGCAAAUUUGGAUGCAUAUGGCAUCUACAGACCAUCCUCACUCAGCAUAAGCUUAAAAAAACUCAUUCAGGGUAAUAUGAUCUGGAAAAAUUAAUGUGCUAUGUAGCAACUGUCAGAAGGCUGGAAGUAAACAGAGCUCAGCUAUAUCAACCCUAUCAAUAAACACGACUUGAGUUUAACUCUGUAUUUCUAAGUGCUUUUUUUACGUGAGGAAAAUUAAGUCUCACAACUGUGGUGAGACAAACUGUACUUAAUGCAGAUUGUAUUUCCCAACAUGAGUUUCAGGAAGAUACUGCCGUUAGUCUUGACGAUACUGACAUGAUUCUUCACUAUACUUUCUUUAGUCCCUUAAAAUAAAGUGUCUUUAGGAUUUUUAGACACCUAACAUAAUCAUAGACUUUACUUUUUUUUUUUUUUUUUUUAUGUUUCUUUAAAAUGUGGACUCAACUACAAGUGAAAAUAAACAACAAACAUAGAUUAAGCUUCAUUUUAAGGUUGUUUUCUUUCCUUCUCAUAUGUAAUGCUUGCAUUUGUAUAUGGUUAAAACUUAAGAUGCAGUAUGCAAAAACUGCAUUAAAACUUGACAAGCUUAUUUAACAAUCAGGUUGCAGUUUUAUAUGUUCUUCCCACUCUCAUUGCUCUCCUUGCCAAACUCUACCUUAAGCAAACUGUAAAUUACUCUUAAUAAAUGACCAAAAUAGUACACACUGGUCAGAAAAAAAAGAGAUUAAUGAAAAUUUGAAAAGGGGUGAGUAAAGCUGUAGCUCCUAAACUCCUUCAGCAUAUGUAACAUGUCUAAUACACACAUAUCAAGAACUCAGUGUCAUAUUCUUUGGUUGACCUUCAAUCAGUUUUUAGUUUAAAUUUGAAGGAAAUAUGAUAAAAGUUACAUUAUUUAUUGUAUAUCCAGACAUCUUUCUGUUAUUUAUAAUGAACUUGCAUUGAAAUAUUUCAUUAGUGGUUACAAAACAUAAGACUUCAAAAGAUAUUCCAAAGCCUCUAUGUCCUUUUUCUGAUGAUACCAAACUGAUGCUAGAAUAAUGCCCCUGUAUUUGCAGGGGAAUAACACACUUAAUAGUUUAGGAACGCAUGCAAAAUAUUGAAACUUUUUUUUUACUUUUGAACUCUUCUGGAAUAGUACACAGGCAAUACAGGUUUGAAAUUUUACAUUGUAACCUUCUUUUGCUAUCCAGUAGUUUCCAAACAUUUUUGACCAAGGUAGUAGUAUUAGGCUUUUCAAGUUUUUACUGAAGCCUCACGCUUUUAUUACUAAGAUCACAAAUGCUUUGAAAUCUGCUUUUUAAAAAAUGUCUUUCUCAACCAUUGACUUAGGAAAAGAAGAAUCUUAGGAUGUGGAAUAAUCGUAACCUGUGGUUCAGACUUAAAAAAAAAAAAAAAAAAAAAAAAAAAAAAAAAAAAAAAAAGUUAAAAUAUCAUAAGCACAUGCUUUUGAAAAGUUUAGGCCCAAAGGAUAACCACUACUGACUUAAAUGUUUGUGUCAGUUCAUAGACUUACGCUUUUAACCAGCUUUUAACCUCUUGCAUAGCUGCAGAAACUAGAGAUUUUGCUGAUGCUUGCUUUAAGCAGAAACAUUGGCUUAUUUAUGUAUUUUUAUGGUCUUUUAAGCAAUAAUAAGGUCAAAUGCAAAUACAAACUGGAUUUUGAAGUGGGUUAAAAAAAGACAUAGGAACAUUUUACAAUAUAACUUUCUUGCAGCGUUUAUGUCACCAAAUUACAAUUUCAAGUGGCAUAAACAGAUCACUGUGUAUAAACAUACAUUUGUGAAAACAAAAGCCUUGUAAUCUAUGAUCAGUGUUACCAUUCUGGGACGCGAAUACAAAAAUAGCUUGUUCGGUGACAGUUGCAUUUUUACUGUAGUAAUGCACAGCCAUUUUUCUGUGAUACUCAUUAUUUUUUCAACAGGAGCACUGUCUGCUUUAUAGAUACACAUUUUUUUUGAAAAUUACAUAGUCUUUCAUAAUACAAUUUUUAAAAAAGCAAUACAAACUAUGCUGUAGUAUUCUUGUUAAUUAUUUCCAAACAUUUAUCAUGGCAGACUUAAGAAAAAUUUGAUUUUUUUAAAGAUGUACACAGAAUCAUAAGACAAGUUAAAUGUUUUUCCCAGAGCUCUCAGAUCUGAUCACAAUACUAAAAUAAUCAAAUGACAAAUCCUAAAACCCUAAGAAUAGUUGUAGUCCUAGCUGUUUCUAGGACUACGAUAGCAUUCCUUCCUUAAUUAUGCAAUACUGCUUUUUCAGCUAUUUAGUUUAACCCCCCUCCCAAAAAAAAAUCAUCUCUGGAAAACUUUGUCCUUUCUAACAUACAUUCUUAAAACACUGAAAUCUGAAAUGCUUAUUUUGAUGGUAUUCUCCUCUAAGACUUCAUUUUUUAUAGUUAAAACUAACGUGUCCUGUAACACCAUCAUAAAACCAUGUGCAGUAAUUGAAAAGACAGCAAAAUCAAUACUGACCAUAAUCAUAAUGUAACAAAAAAAAGGGGUGAAACCUCAAUCUUACUACUAGAGGUUUCUGCAUUUCUUCUAAUUUGUCUCUAAGAGACUACCUGAAAGACAGCCAAAUGUAAAUAUAUCAUAACAUAUUAGCUUUAGUACAAAUAAGGUGGCAGUGCUCUGUCAUUCUAGAUGUACAGGAGUAACUAUAGUAUCUUCAGUGUGUAAUAGAUGUGUCAAGAAUAAUUAUGUUAAUGCAAUUACAGAUUAUGUAUUGUUGUCCAUUAGAAGUGUAAACUACUGAAAAUUUAGCCUUGCGGAUAUGAAUAAAGUUAUUAAAAUAUC